AUGGACGAACAAUCUACUGGUCUGGUGCAUAGCUCGUCAAUCCGCACCAGAAUGGCCAUUCCCAACAUCAAAAUGACUAAUCCAAUUAAAAAACUGGUCAGUAAACAAAGAAAACGUUAUACUGAAGAUGGGUUCAACCUCGAUUUGACUUACAUUCAACACAAUGUGAUAGCAAUGGGAUUUCCAGCAGAAAAUUUAGAAGGUGUAGUCUACCGAAAUCAUAUAGAUGAUGUAAGCAGGCUCCUUGAUCAGAAACAUCCUAAUCAUUAUAAAAUAUAUAAUCUUUGUUCAGAAAGAUCUUAUGAUUCUCGGAAGUUCCACCAGCGUGUGGCUACCUACCCAUUUCAAGAUCAUAAUCCACCAAGUAUUGAAGUGAUCAAACCUUUUUGUGAAGAUGUCCAUCAAUGGCUCGCUAGAGACAGCAGAAAUGUAGCUGCUGUGCAUUGUAAAGCUGGAAAGGGCCGAACUGGUGUAAUGAUAUGUUGUUAUCUAAUACAUAGUUUACAGUGUUUAUCAGCAGAAGAAGCUCUCAAUUAUUAUGGCCAAAAGAGAACAUUUGAUAAAAAGGGUGUCACUAUUCCCAGUCAAAGAAGAUAUGUAAACUAUUAUGCAUUGUUAGUUGAAAAAAAUUUAAAUUACAAGCCUGUGGUAUUGACUGUAAAGGAAAUAAAAUUAGAUCCAGUGCCUAAUAUUUUUAAUUCGGGGCAAACAUGUAUCCGUUUAGUAAUAUCAGAAUGGAUAAAUGGAGAUAGUUCAAAAAUCAGAAAAGUCUAUUCAUCUGAUGUACAGGAUAUGCGACGUAAUGCUUCUGAUGUAACAAUUCGUUUAACACAAAUGACACAAGUCCUCGGAGAUGUGAAAGUAGAGUGUUAUAAUAAACAUAAAAUGAAGAAAAAGGAAAAACUAUUUCAUUUCUGGUUUAAUACUUUUUUCGUUCGUGAACCGGCUGUUACUGAAAAUGGUAAUAGAGAAAAUAAACAUUGUGGCCAGCAGGAAAAAACUGUCCAUACUAAUAGUAUGGAUGACUCAACUAACUUUCGAUUUCCAAAUAAUCAAAUGCGUACAAACUCUAUUGGUCAUGUGGGUGGAAGUGAUAAUCGCCUGUUGACAUUAAACAUGAACAAAUGGGAUUUGGACGGCCAUAAGGAUAAACAAAAUAAACUUUUUAGUGCUGACUUCCAUGUAAGCUUAUUAUUUGAACGUACUGAUGUUUCCGAACCAGUUGUUGGUGAAACACUAUCAGAAAGUGAAUCAAGUAGUUGCACAACAGCUGAAGAAGAAGAAGAUGGAUGGGAAUCUGGCUUUCGUAAACCUGUCGCUUGA
This is a messenger RNA of Macrosiphum euphorbiae (potato aphid), 1323 nucleotides long. The record is from the annotation of a GenBank genome assembly. Lineage: Eukaryota; Metazoa; Arthropoda; Insecta; Hemiptera; Aphididae.